AUGGACGAGAUCAUGAACAAGGUGGGCGCUUACUGGCUGGGGCAGAGGGCCAACAAGGAGAUCUCCUCGGCCGGCAACGACCUCGAAUCGCUGUCGACCAGCGUCGGGGACGGGGCGAAAUGGCUGGUGAACAAGCUGAAAGGCAAGAUGCAGAAGCCGCUGGCGGAGCUGCUCAAGGAGCACGGCCUCCCCGUGGGCCUGUUCCCGCGCGAGGCGACCAACUACGACUUCGCGCCUGAGACGCGGCGCCUGACGGUGUACAUCCCGUCCCCCUGCGAGGUCGGGUACCGCGACGGCUCCGAGCUGCGGUUCGACGCCACGGUGUCGGGCACGCUGGGCGACGGCCGCCUCACGGAGGUGGAGGGGGUCAAGACCAAGGUGCUCGUCUGGGCCAGGGUCACCGCCGUCAAGGCCGACGCCGCCAAGGUCCACUUCACCGCGGGAAUCAAGAGGUCGCGCAGCCGGGACGCCUACGAGGUCGUCAGGGGCGGCAUCACCGUCGACGAGUUCUAA
This is a messenger RNA of Miscanthus lutarioriparius, 513 nucleotides long. NCBI's taxonomy places the organism in Eukaryota, Viridiplantae, Streptophyta, Magnoliopsida, Poales, Poaceae. The record is from the annotation of a GenBank genome assembly.